This is a messenger RNA of Ruditapes philippinarum (Manila clam), 574 nucleotides long. Its product is annotated as ubiquitin-fold modifier-conjugating enzyme 1. Lineage: Eukaryota; Metazoa; Mollusca; Bivalvia; Venerida; Veneridae. The coding region runs from base 37 to 549 and encodes 170 amino acids. Gene Ontology annotation, molecular function: UFM1 conjugating enzyme activity. The record is from RefSeq and is a predicted model, not a curated record. Gene Ontology annotation, cellular component: cytoplasm. The transcript is spliced from 5 exons. Gene Ontology annotation, biological process: protein K69-linked ufmylation.
UCACGACUUACUUAUUUUACGACGCACGGAAGCAAUAUGGUGGACGAAGCAACAAAACGAAGCCUUGCACAAAUUCCACUCUUAAAAACGAAAGCAGGACCGCGAGAUGGUGAAAUAUGGGUGAACAGACUAAAAGAAGAAUAUCAGUCGUUAAUUAAGUAUGUUCAAAAUAACAAAGAAGCUGAUAAUGACUGGUUCCGACUAGAAUCAAAUAAAGAGGGAACCAGAUGGUUUGGCAAGUGCUGGUAUAUUCAUGAACUCUUAAAAUAUGAGUUUGAUGUAGAAUUUGAUAUACCUGUCACCUACCCAACUACUGCCCCUGAAAUAGCUCUACCAGAAUUAGAUGGUAAAACUGCUAAAAUGUACAGAGGAGGGAAAAUUUGUUUGACAGACCAUUUUAAACCACUCUGGGCUAGAAAUGUACCUAAAUUUGGAAUAGCUCAUGCAAUGUCACUAGGACUUGGACCAUGGUUGGCAGUAGAAAUUCCGGAUUUAGUAGAAAAAGGAAUUAUAACACAUAAAGAAAAUACUGGUGCUGCUGAGAAGUGAUGAUAAAUCUUUAUUUAGUGGGUUU